Ostrea edulis (European flat oyster) is the source of this 4060-nucleotide messenger RNA. RefSeq names its product monocarboxylate transporter 14-like. The record is from RefSeq and is a predicted model, not a curated record. Lineage: Eukaryota; Metazoa; Mollusca; Bivalvia; Ostreida; Ostreidae. Gene Ontology annotation, molecular function: monocarboxylic acid transmembrane transporter activity. Gene Ontology annotation, biological process: monocarboxylic acid transport; transmembrane transport. The transcript has 7 exons. Bases 260 to 2206 code for a protein of 648 amino acids.
GCUUAAAAAAAAUUCACGAAAUAUGAAUGUGUAAAAUGUACUAAAUUGUACUUAGUGGUACCCAGCGAAAACUGACACGCGUCCAGUAACGUGAACUCGUCAAGUAGUAAUAACAGGUUUUGAGAACGCCCCUGACGUAGCACUAUGUAUUUACUAACCGAACAGCUGAUCGCGACGUGCACUUUGCUCAACGAACGAAGCUCGCACAUUGUAUUCUUUUACUAAGGAGAAAAAAGACGUGUUUCUACAUUGAAUAGCCAUGGCUAUCGAUAAAUUUGGCGAGGAACUAGACGCCUCUCACGGGCGACAGGACAAUGGGGAUGACGAAUUGAAGCGUAUGAGCGAUGUCCUCAAGUUGUUAGAAAUGAAAAAAAGAGACGAAUCCCAGAAUUCCUCGGAAUCACAGAGCACGUGCUCAGAGGAGUCAAAUGAAAACUUGGCGCCAGAUGGUGGUUGGGGGUGGCUGGUGUGUCUGGGUAGCUUUGUCAUCAACUUCAUCCUGGACGGAACAAUGUUCUCGUUUGGGGUGAUGUUGAUGAGUCUCCUAGAGUAUUUUGACGAAUCCAAAGCCAAAACGUCUUGGAUAGGAUCAGUCCUGUUGGGGCUGAGUAUGAUAUUAGGCCCCUUCGUUGGUUGGCUGUUGGAUAGAUUUUCAAUUCGUCAGGUGACAUUAUGUGGGGCCCUUGUAGCUGCUUGUGGGUUCAUCAGCAGCACAUUCGCUCCUAACGUGGAAAUUCUGAUAUUGACUUACGGGGUUAUCGGAGGUAUCGGCUUUUGUAUGAUGUUCAUCCCUAGCAUCAUUGUGGUCGGUUUGUACUUCUGUCGAAAGAGGGCGCUUGUGACAGGAAUAGCGAUGAGCGGAUCCGGUGUGGGAACCUUCGUGUAUGCCUACCUCUGUGAAACACUGCUUUCUGAAUUCAACUGGCGAGGAACAGUAUUAAUAAUGGCGGGCAUUUUGCUAAACUGUGUCGUGUGCGCUGCUUUAUUCAGGCCACUAUCAAGCAAGCCUGCCAAGAAACAAUGUCGGGCAGCAGAAGGGAGCAAAAUAUACGACUGUGUCCAAUGUUUUGACUCAAAUGAAUCUUCAAACACCACCCUAGAUACGAAAGGGGAAGGUUUUUAUACAGGAAUGGAAAACCUGAGAAAUGGAUCAACUUUAUUCAAUUCUACCUCGGUCUUAGACAAGAGAACACGGGCCUGUAAUUCUUACAUACAGGACUUCUCUAACCGAGAGUCCAAAAUGUCUUCCAAGAGAAUGUAUUCAAGUGCAGGCGUACUAAAUCGGCCAGAUAACAAGGGACAACAAUGUUCUUUAAAAGUUUUCAAUCCGCUUACCCGAAAAGAUAUUUACUACAGCGGAAGUAUAAAAAAUAUACCAAAGAGCUUCUCGAGCUCUGAAUCUAUCCAAAGUGACCUAGGAGAGGAAUUGUCCGAAUUCGAAAUAGAGGUUAAAGAGGUCACGGACACCUCUAGCUGCGGCUGCUUGCAGAAACUUGGCGGGACUGUAGAUUUAUCUCUGAUGAAGAACAGCAAAUUUUCCCUCCUGCUUCUGUGCAUGGUGCUUUGGACAGCACAUUCCAUAACGCUGACAUUCUUACCAGAUAUGGCUGUAGCUAAUGGUAUACCACGUGAUCAGAGUGCAAGUGUCAUAUCCAUCUGUGGAAUCGCGAACACAGUGGGCCGGAUUAUGGCGGGCUUUCUUUCCGACACAUUUCAUGUCAGCAGCACAGUAAUCUACGUGGUUGCUUUGACGACAGCUGCUGCAACUAACUUCUUGUUUCCAUGGUGCUAUGAUUAUAACACGAUCGCCAUUUGUUCAGCAGUGUUUGGUUUAUGCAUGGCAAGCAUCGUUUGCCUUCGUACCAUUGUGAUAGUUGAACAGCUUGGAAUUAAGAGACUAACCAGUGCCUUCAGUAUGAUCGCUUUUUUCCAAGGAAUUGCCUUCAUUCUGAACCCCCCAGCAGCAGGUUUGCUUUACGACUCUACAAAAUCCUACAUAUAUCCGUUCAUUCUGUCCGGAAGUAUGUAUUUGGUUUCGGCCUUUGUCUGCGCUUUGAUAUUGUUCAAAAACUGUGUUUCACCAAAGGACACACAAACAGACAAUAUAUCUAUUGUGAUAGAUAGUGAAGGGACCUCUACUGAUGACAUUGAGGGGGCCUCAACCGAUGAAUCUCUACUCAACGUGCAAAAUGAUGGCAUAAUGUAAUAAAUAAUCACUGUGAUUGCGACUAUCUAAUGUAUCUAUUAGAGGCAAAACAUGUGUUCGGUUACAAUCUUCGCUUUCAGAUUACGUACUGAAAUAAAAUGCUGUAAACAGCAGUAUAUAUAGUAUUUUAAGAAAUGGGUGAUAUAUAUAGUAUUUUAAGAAAUGAGUGAUAUAUAUAGUAUUUUAAGAAAUGGGUGAUAUAUAGAAUCAUAGGCAUUUAUUGAUUUAGAAUACAUGUAACUAUUCCUUAGCUUAUCAAUGCAUCCUUAUUCUAUAUAUAUCUUGAUGUUUUACUGAUCGUAGAUGUUAAUGGCAAACCAGCAACUCAACUUCCCGACAAGCUGUAUGGCACCACCUUCUCCAUCGUUGAUUUCCCAUAUUUACAUUGCAAUAUUCCAUUGUCACCUGCAUGUUGAAGCGAUAUCGUAGAACCGGGGUUUUGUGGGGGCGGGGGCAUAAAUUUGGCGGAUAUCGGUAUUCAAGGUAUACCAUUGGAUUAAGUUUGUAUGAAUUAAUAAGCCACAAAACGGCUAUAUAGUAUGUAAGAACAUGUUCCACGUAGGAUAAAUUUCUAAACCGAGAUGGGUUACUGAUAAACAAGUUGCUGUUACAUUUCUCGUUUUAAAUAGCAUUUCACAAAUUCUAUGGUUAUAACGAUCUAGUUUGCCCAUACAACCCUGACAUUGGGCAAAUGCUGUCUAACGUGUUUCAUACAUAUUGUUAGACCAUUCCUUCCACACUUACUUUAACUACGGGUUACUCCAUUAAAAAUAUCAAGAUAUAGGGCUCACGGUGAGUGUGACCGGUCAACAGGGGGUGCUUACUCCUCCUAGACACAUGCUCCCACCUCUGGUAUGUCCAGGGGUCCGUAAUCUGGUAUUCCCGAUAGGAGUUAUGAGAUUGAUGAAUAUUUGUUAUCGUCACCAUUUCACUCUUUACGAGACUGAUCACCGUUCCUUAUCUUAACCUUUCUGAUUUAUACUGCAAUGUUUGGUAUUUACUUCGUUAUGUGUUUUUGAAUAACAUGUCAGUAUACGGUUAUAUAUUUUGUAUUUAGUGUGACUUUCUUGGUCUGGGUGCGAGUUGUAUUUAUUGUGACUGGAUGUGAGUUGUCUUCAGCAAUGCUUUCAAUUGCGACCGUGUCUUCACAAUUAUCGGUGUAUGGGUAUCGUGAAUUUACCAAAGGUUGUAUUAUUCCUCCAAAGUUUAUGAAAUAUAACUAUUUAUUUGUUGUAAGUAAACGCACAGGGAUAAAAUUGUUAUAUAAUCAUGAUAGUAUAUAAAUUUAGGGGUCUACCCCCUUCUGUAGUUCAAAAUCUUUUUUUUUUACCACCACAAAAUUAAACUGUUGCAGAUUUUAUAGUUUAUAGGCAUAUAACACGGGACUAUUUUCGUCUGAAAGGUCUGCAUGAAUUUUCGGAACGUGAUAUAAGAAAUAUUUAUUCAGAGUCGCCCAAAUAGUUUGUAAGAGAGAAUAGGUAACUUGCAUGGUGCGCAGAACUAUUCAUAUUUACUUAUAUUGUAAUAUUGGACAGUCAAAGGCUGGAAUGUAAUAUAUCAUUUGAUUACAACGGUGUCAUCAUAUUAAAGCAUGCUGACUGCUGACAUCAUCAUGUUUUAUACCGCGACAUCGUUAUAUUUCCGUGUUUUGAUUUCUACAUAAUUAUAUAAUAUGUUCAUGCGUAAAGGUUUUACACAUCAACUAUCAAUUACAUCAUCAAUUCAUUGCAGAUCAGAUUAAAAUUGGUCCUUUAGCACUGAGCUGGUCUAGAAAAAUAAUUUCUUUCUUUACAAAUAUGAUAUUUAUUAUUAGUUAUAUGUUGAAAAAAAAUAAUAAAACAUGUUGGCUCAUCA